GAUCAAUGUCAACGACGAGCGAUUUUCAAACCGGAGAACGGGUGCGUGUUGCACAUCAAGGCAACCCACAAUCCUCUAGCUUACAAGCCGAUAUGGACGCCAAAAAGGCGCUUUUGUCUCAAAAUCUGAAUAACGGCCACUUGACAGCUAGGCCUCCAAGGACAACCGGUCCCGGAAUCAAAUACGGUGAGAAAAAACCAAAAAAGCAGAAGGGCAGCGACGAUGACGAUGAGGAUUACGUGGAUGAGACGAUGCCUAGUGAAGAUGAAGAAGAUUUCGAUAAUAAUGAAGAAGACGAGGAUGAUGAUGAUUAUGAAGAAGAAGGUCCAAGAAAGCGUAAAGCUCCGUCAAAGAAGAAAUUGGUAUAUCCUCGAGAAAACUACCGACGCGAGGAUUCUGAGACACCCGAGCCAGAGAUGAAACGAAUCCGAACACUAUCGGAUUCCAGUGACGAUGAAUGGAUGACAAAACCACGGCUAAAUGGUUCAGAAUCUCCAAUUGGAAAUGUAAUGAGAACUCAAAUGGCAAAAAGAUCGGCCGCCUCGAAGAGAAAAAUUGUAAUUGACGAUGAAAGUGAAGAUGAUUUUAUCAAUGAUGAAGAAAUAUCAGAGAAAGGAUCAGGAAAAGGAUCAGAAAAAGAGGAAUCAGAAGGAUCUGGAAAGGAUUCAGAGACUGAAGAGGUUACAAUGAAACAGGGACAAAGUCUGAAAGCGGCAAUGGCAAAGGCUCAAAAGGAACAGAAAAAGAAAGCAGAAUCUGAUGAAGAUUGGGAAGAAGAUGAAGAUGAUAUGAAUGCAGAUGGUGAUGAGACACCUUCUGAUGACAGUGAUAUAGAGGAGCGUCGCGCGAAACGUGGUGAAACAAAAAACCAAAAAGAAUGUCGAGAAUUCUUUAAUAAAGCAAAAAAAGAGGAUCUCCUUCAACAGGCUCGAAUCAACGAUAAAAUCGCAGAUUUCGUUCUCGCAAAUCGCCCAUUCGAGAUCUACGGAGCUAUGGUUGCCAAGAUGAAAGGAGUUACACGUGGUACAAAUGCAAUUGAAGCUUAUAUGGAAUUUCUGGAAAAACGUGGAAUUUUAUCGAGAAUUUUGGAUGAUUGUAAAGAUCACGCACAUACAGUAACCAAAGAUUUUGAAAGAUGUACAGAAGGACCUCUACAACUUCCGCUACUCAAAGAAGGAUGUACACUUCAUGAUUAUCAACUUAUCGGUGUUAAAUGGCUUAUUAUGAUGUAUAAUAAGGAUUUAAAUGCAAUUCUCGGAGACGAAAUGGGUCUUGGAAAGACUAUUCAAAUUGUUGCAUUCCUUUCAUAUUUGAAACAAAUCGGAAAAACUGGACCUCAUUUGAUUGUUGUACCAUCAUCGACUAUUGAGAAUUGGAUUGGAGAAUUUCAUAAAUGGUGUCCGAGUAUCCAAUUGCUCACGUAUUAUGGAAGUCAGGAUGAGAGAAAACAUUUGAGGCAUCGGGUUAAGAAACAAAAGGAUCAUAUCGACGUAAUCCUCACCACAUACAACAUGGUAACCUCAAAAUCGGACGACAAAAAAUUCUUCAAAAACUUUUCUCUAAACUAUGUGAUCUACGAUGAAGGUCACAUGUUGAAGAAUUGCGAUUCCGAACGUUAUAGAGGAUUGAUGAAAGUUAAAGGAAAAAAGAAGAUUCUAUUAACAGGAACUCCUUUACAAAAUAAUCUCAUUGAGCUGAUCUCUUUGAUGUAUUUUGUGUUAUCAAAAGUAUUCAAUAAGUAUUGUGAAGAUAUUACUCAUCUUCUUCAACAUUUCAAACAACUCGGCCCAGCACUUGACACGAAAAAUAAGGCAUUGUAUCAACAGGAUAGAAUUGAAGAGGCCAAGGCAAUCCUACAACCGUAUAUUCUCAGAAGACUUAAGAAUCAAGUGCUCGGAAGUUUGCCGUCGAAAUCUGAACAGAUUAUUGAGGUGGAGAUGAAGAAACCGCAGAAGCAACUCUAUGAUAAUAUUGUUGAAGCACUCCAACAAUCUGAAGAGUCUGGCGACUCAUACGGAUCCCUAAUGCGUCUCCGUCAAGCAGCCAAUCAUCCAUUACUCCGACGUUCCGAAUACACUGAUCAAAAACUCGAUAAGAUAGCCAAAAUGCUGUGCCUCAGAGAAAAAGCCUACGCUGACAAGAAGUGGCAGCACGUGUCAGAAGAUCUCGCCUGGUUAUCCGAUAUUAAGAUCCAUCAACUGUGUGAACGAUUCCGAUGUACGAGUAAAUUCCUGCUCAAUGAGCAACUUGCACUGAAAAGUGGGAAAUGUGAGCAGUUGGAUGUGAUGCUCCCCGAGAUUCAGAAAAAAGGAGAUAAAGUGUUAAUAUUCUCACAGUUUACAUCAAUGUUGGAUAUUCUAGAGGUUUAUCUCAAUAUUCGUGGAUAUUCAUAUAAAAGACUCGACGGACAGACUCCUGUACUUGAUCGUCAGGAAAUGAUUAAUGAAUUCAAUCUUUCAAAGGAUCUAUUCGUAUUCCUACUCUCCACAAGAGCCGGUGGACUUGGAAUUAAUCUCACAUCGGCUAAUCAUAUCAUCAUUCAUGAUAUUGAUUUCAACCCGUAUAACGAUAAACAGGCAGAGGACAGAUGUCAUCGUAUGGGACAGGAAAAGCCUGUGCAUGUCACUCGGCUUGUGAGUAAGGGUACUGUAGAAGUUGGAAUGUUGGCGUUGGCGAAGAAGAAGUUGCAAUUGGAGAAACAGGUUACCGAUGGUGUCAAGGGACAGUUGGAUGAAGACGCCCUCCGUGAGCUGAAAGAAGAAGAAGGCGGUGAACAAUGCGGUGGCCGUGAUCUAAGUAAACUUCUUUCAUCGGCGAUCAGUGGACGAUAUGAUGACGUGGAAGAUGAUUCUGGAGAUUCGAAAAAUGGAAUUGAUGCUGAAGAAGCAGCUAAAAAAGAAGAUGAAGCUGUGAAAGAGCCUGUCGAAAAAGAGCAGCAAAAAGAGGAAGAAUCUCAACCUUCUACAUCUGCUUAAUCACUUUUUUCCCGUUCAUUUUCACCCAAAAAUGGUCAAAAUCCUCAUAAAUUCACGGAAAAGCGGGGACAAAAUCGGAUUUAGUCAGAUUUUAUCGAUUUUCAGCCAAUUUUUCCAGGUUUUUGACCCCCAUUUUCAUUAAUUUUACUUUUUUUUCCAAAUUUCAAUUACUAGUGAUCUCCAUCCAUCAUCCCAUCUGCAAAACACUUUAAACGUUGGUUCUCAAUUGUUUCUUUUUUCAAAAUUUCAAUUUUUAUAUAUUUAUUUUCAUCCAUAUAUAUUUUUUUCUGUAAUUCCUACAUUUCAAAAAAAAUCUCAUCAUUUUUAUCCCAAAAUAUUCUUUGUAAAACAAUUGUUUUCUGUCCAGUAUUGCAUAUUCCGUUUUUUUUUGUGAAAAAUUAUUGGCACCUUAAUUUUAAAAUUUUUAUUUUAUUUUUUAACUUAUUCAGACGGAAAUUGCUUCUUUUUUGGUGUAUUCAAUGAAUAUGGUGAUUUUUU
This is a messenger RNA of Caenorhabditis elegans, 3473 nucleotides long. RefSeq names its product SWI/SNF-related matrix-associated actin-dependent regulator of chromatin subfamily A containing DEAD/H box 1 homolog (gene smrd-1). NCBI's taxonomy places the organism in Eukaryota, Metazoa, Nematoda, Chromadorea, Rhabditida, Rhabditidae. The transcript is spliced from 9 exons. Gene Ontology annotation, cellular component: nucleus; chromosome. The coding region runs from base 6 to 2975 and encodes 989 amino acids. Gene Ontology annotation, molecular function: ATP hydrolysis activity; ATP binding. The record is from RefSeq and is marked reviewed.